CAAGAUGUCGGUGAGAACGUGUUAUUGAAUCAUCGCGAGCCUCCCGGUGCUGCGUCUGUCGAGGACGCGGCGGUGCGCUCACGCAGCGGCGCGUAUAUAUAGCGCGGCGCGCGGCGCACUCAUCACACUCCACUCACACCACUCCGCGACAACAUGAGAGCCUUCAUCGUCCUGUGCGCGCUGGUAGCGUUGGCGGCGGGCGGCGCCGUGCGCGAGAAGCGCGGCUUCAGCAGCGGCUGGGGCGGCAGCGCGCUCAGCUCGGGCUGGAGCGGCGGCUACUCGGGCGGCGGCGGCUACGGCGGCGGCUACGGCGGCGGCUUCGGCGGCGGCUUCGGCGGCGGCUAUGGCGGCGGCUCCUCGGGCGGCGCCAAGGUGGUGGCCGUGCAGAAGGUGGUCAACGUGCAGCGUGAGAUCACCGUGCCGCAGGUCGUGAACGUGCGCAAGGUGGUGUCGGUGCCGCAGGUGGUCACCGUCAAGCAGGUCGUGCCCGUCUCCGGCGGAUACUCCGGCGGCGGUUACUCCGGCGGAUACUCCGGUGGAUACUCCGGUGGCUACUCCUCCGGCGGCUACGGCGGCGGCAGCUCCGGCGGUUACGGCGGCGGCUACUCCAGCGGCGGCUGGUGGUGAACUCUCUAGUCAACGACGUCACAAAAGGCUAUUUAUGAAAUAAACGUUUUUUUUUAUUA
This is a messenger RNA of Spodoptera frugiperda (fall armyworm), 686 nucleotides long. RefSeq names its product keratin, type I cytoskeletal 10-like. Bases 154 to 627 code for a protein of 157 amino acids. The transcript is spliced from 2 exons. The record is from RefSeq and is a predicted model, not a curated record. Lineage: Eukaryota; Metazoa; Arthropoda; Insecta; Lepidoptera; Noctuidae.